AUGCCCCUUCUGGCCAAGUCAACAGGUGUUCCAACCAAGGUGGACAAGUCAGCGGAACGGCCAGGUGUGAGUAAACGACAGGUGAAGUCCAGCCCCAUUGAGACCAUUGUGGACACCCCGCAGCAAAUUACAGAUCAGGUAUUUAAGCCCCCAAGUCGCAAUGUUCAUCCACGUCUACAGACGCUGAUUGAGCGCUACAAGGAUGGCACUGAGGGAGAGGAGAAUCAAAAAGAGGGUGAAGGUUCAAAGGUCACACCACGGGUCACAGGUGAGGGGUCAAAAGUCACAACUCCAGACAGGAGUGAGGGGUCAAGUGUCACAUCUUCAAGGGUCACAUCACAGAUCAAGACACGAGGCUGGCCAUACAAUAAACUACCAACACAACCUAAUGCCAGCAAAGGCAGUGUAGAGAAACCAUUACGGGAAACAGGAAGUGCCAAAAUAGGGAACACUGACAUAGGGUGCAGUGCUAAGCAUGCUGGAGACUCAGGAUCUAGUAAUGGGAAUGGGGUCAAAGAAGGUGAACAGAAAGCCACAUCGUUGAUGGAUUCCCAGGAACAGAGAGACAUCAGUGCCUUGAUACAGAAGCAUGUUUCCGUCCCUAAGACACUACUGCAGGUCAAACCCCCAAAACUAACCAGUCAAGUGGUGGCUAGUCUUUUGUCCCUCGGCUCCCCCACAUCUCCCACCCCUACCCUCACACCUCCCCUCAGCGCAACCCUGUGA
Messenger RNA from Liolophura sinensis, 726 nucleotides. RefSeq lists its product as uncharacterized. Bases 1 to 726 code for a protein of 241 amino acids. Lineage: Eukaryota; Metazoa; Mollusca; Polyplacophora; Chitonida; Chitonidae. The transcript is spliced from 3 exons. The record is from RefSeq and is a predicted model, not a curated record.